This is a messenger RNA of Delphinapterus leucas (beluga whale), 4320 nucleotides long. RefSeq names its product caspase recruitment domain family member 11 (gene CARD11). Gene Ontology annotation, molecular function: CARD domain binding. The record is from RefSeq and is a predicted model, not a curated record. Lineage: Eukaryota; Metazoa; Chordata; Mammalia; Artiodactyla; Monodontidae. Gene Ontology annotation, cellular component: cytoplasm. Gene Ontology annotation, biological process: regulation of apoptotic process; positive regulation of canonical NF-kappaB signal transduction.
GACACACUUUCUCUCCUUUUUUCUCUCUUUUGCCUCCUUUGGCCUCCGGACUGCUGCCCGUGUGGCGCGCGGCCCCCUACCGGCCCUGCAGCCCCUGGGUCGGCUGCGCCCCUCGGACGGUCCGGGCGGUGGGGACCGAGGGCCGGGGCCCCGGGGGGAAGACGGCGGCCUGCGCGGAGCCUGAGCGGCCCAGCCUUUGUCGUGAACAGUGUUCGGCGCGGUGUGAAACGAGAAGCAUUGAGAACUCUUCCAAGACAUAAAGAUCCUGCCCAUCAGACCUCCACAUCCGGAAGGAAACUGCCUCAGGGAAGGACCAGCCCCAACCAGAAGGAGUAAAAGGAAUAAAAGUCACCUCCUGUCCGUUGGGCGCCGACUCUAUGCCAGGAGGGGCGCCAGAGAUGGAUGACUAUAUGCAGACACUGAAGGAUGAGGAGGAUGCCCUGUGGGAGAACGUGGAGUGCAACCGGCACAUGCUGAGUCGCUACAUCAACCCAGCCAAGCUCACCCCCUACCUGCGCCAGUGCAAGGUCAUUGAUGAACAAGAUGAAGAUGAAGUGCUUAAUGCUCCCAUGCUGCCGUCCAAGAUCAACCGGGCAGGCCGACUGCUGGACAUUCUCCAUACGAAGGGGCAAAGGGGCUACGUGGCCUUCUUGGAGAGUCUGGAAUUUUACUACCCAGAAUUGUACAAACUGGUGACCGGAAAGGAACCCACUCGUAGAUUCUCCACCAUUGUGGUGGAGGAGGGCCACGAGGGCCUCACGCACUUCCUGAUGAACGAGGUCAUCAAGCUGCAGCAACAGAUGAAGGCCAAGGACCUGCAGCGGUGUGAGCUGCUGGCCAAGUCACGACAGCUGGAGGACGACAGGAAGCAGCUGACGCUGACACAGGUGGAGCUGCUGACCUUCCGGGACCGGUACUACAAGAUGAAGGAGGAGCGGGACAGCUACAACGACGAGCUGGUCAAGGUGAAGGAUGACAACUACAACCUGGCCAUGCGCUACGCCCAGCUCAGCGAAGAGAAAAACAUGGCGGUCAUGCGGAGCCGGGACCUCCAGCUCGAGAUCGACCAGCUCAAGCAUCGAUUGAAUAAGAUGGAGGAGGAAUGCAAGCUGGAGAGGAAUCAGUCGCUGAAACUAAAGAACGACAUCGAGAACCGGCCCAAGAAGGAGCAAGUUCUGGAGCUGGAGCGGGAGAAUGAGAUGCUGAAGACCAAAAUCCAGGAGCUGCAGUCCAUCAUCCAGGCCGGGAAGCGCAGCCUGCCAGACUCGGACAAGGCCAUCCUGGACAUCCUGGAGCAUGACCGCAAGGAGGCCCUGGAGGACCGACAGGAGCUCGUCAACAAGAUCUACAACCUGCAGGAGGAGGUCCGCCAGGCGGAGGAGCUGAGGGAUAAGUACCUGGAGGAGAAAGAGGACCUGCAGCUGAAGUGCUCGACCCUGGGGAAGGACUGCGAGAUGUACAAGCACCGCAUGAACACCCUCAUGCUGCAGCUGGAGGAGGUAGAGCGGGAGCGCGACCAGGCCUUCCAUUCCCGGGACGAGGCGCAGACCCAGUACUCCCAGUGCUUAAUCGAAAAGGACAAGUACAGGAAACAGAUCCGCGAGCUGGAGGAGAAGAACGAUGAGAUGAGGAUUGAGAUGGUCCGGCGGGAAGCCUGCAUCGUGAACCUGGAGAGCAAACUCCGGCGCCUCUCCAAGGACAGUGGCAGCCUCGAGCAGAGUUUGCCCAGGAACCUACCAGUGACCAUCAUCUCUCAGAACUUUGGGGACACCAGCCCCAGGACCAACGGUCAGGAGGCUGACGAUUCUUCAACCUCAGAGGAUUCGCCAGAGGACAGCCGCUACUUCCUGCCCUACCACCCGCCCAAACGCAGGAUGAACCUGAAGGGCAUCCAGCUGCAGAGGGCCAAAUCCCCCAUCAGCCUGAAGCGAACAUCAGAUUUUCAAGGGAGGGGACACGAAGAAGACGUCACGGACGCCAGCCCCAGCUCCUCCGGGUCGCUGCCCAUCACCACCUCCUUCUCCAAGAUGCCCCAUCGAAGCCGUUCCAGCAUCAUGUCAAUCACGGCCGAGCCCCCAGGAAACGACUCCAUCGUCAGACGCUGUAAGGAAGAUGCGCCUCAUCGGAGCACAGUUGAAGACGACAAUGACAGCGGUGGCUUCGAUGCCUUAGAUCUUGACGAUGACAGCCACGAGCGGUUCCCCUUUGGACCCCCCUCCACCCAUUCCUCCUCUUCCUCGCACCAGUCUGAGGGCCUGGACGCCUACGACCUGGAGCAGGUCAACCUCAUGUUUAGGAAGUUCUCUCUAGAAAGACCCUUCCGGCCGUCUGUCACGUCCGUGGGGCAUGUGCGGGGCCCCGGGCCCUCGGUGCAGCACACCACGCUGAGCGGCGACAGCCUCAUCUCCCAGCUCACGCUGCUCGGGGGCAACGCGCGCGGGAGCUUCGUCCACGCGGUCAAGCCGGGCUCCCUGGCCGAGAAGGCCGGCCUCCGUGAGGGCCACCAGUUGCUGCUGCUAGAAGGCUGCAUCAAAGGCGAGAAGCAGAGCGUCCCCUUGGAGACGUGCACGAAGGAGGAGGUGCACUGGACCGUCCAGAGGUGCAGUGGGCCCGUCACACUGCACUACAAGGUCAACCAGGAAGGGUACCGGAAGCUGCUGAAGGACAUGGAGGAGGGCCUGAUCACGUCGGGGGACUCCUUCUACAUCCGGCUCAACCUGAACAUCUCCAGCCAGCUGGACGCCUGCUCCAUGUCCCUGAAGUGCGAUGACGUCGUGCACGUCCGUGACACCAUGUACCAGGACAAGCACGAGUGGCUGUGUGCGCGGGUCGACCCCUUCACGGACCACGACCUGGACAUGGGCACCAUCCCCAGCUACAGCCGAGCCCAGCAGCUCCUCCUGGUCAAGCUGCAGCGCCUGUUGCACCGGGGCAGCCGGGAGGAGGUGGACACGGCCCACCACACCCUGAGGGCCCUCCGGAACACCCUGCAGCCCGAAGAACCACUUCCCACUGCGGACCCCCGGGUCAGCCCCCGCCUCUCACGAGCGAGUUUCCUUUUCGGCCAGCUCCUUCAGUUCGUCAGCAGGUCCGAGAACAAGUACAAGCGAAUGAACAGCCACGAGCGCGUGCGCAUCGUUGCGGGGAGCCCGCGGGGGAGCCUGGCCCGGUCCUCGCUGGACGCCACGAAGCUCCUGACCGAGAAGCAGGAAGAGCUGGACCCCGAGAGCGAGCUCGGCAAGAACCUCAGCCUGAUCCCCUAUAGCCUGGUGCGCGCCUUCUACUGCGAGCGCCGCCGGCCCGUCCUCUUCACGCCCACCAUGCUGGCUAAGGCGCUGGUCCAGAAGCUGCUCAACUCGGGGGGCGCGAUGGAGUUCACCAUGUGCAAGCCGGAUGUUGUCACGAGAGACGAGUUCCUCAGAAAGCAGAAGACAGAGACCAUCAUCUACUCCCGAGAGAAGAACCCCAACUCCUUUGAAUGUGUCGUGCCCGCCCACAUCGAGGCUGUGGCGGCCAAGAACAAGCACUGCCUGCUGGAGGCCGGGAUCAGCUGCACCAGGGACCUGAUCAAGUCCCGCAUCUACCCCAUCGUGCUCUUCAUCCGGGUGUCGGAGAAGAACAUCAAGAAGUUCAGGAAGAUGCUGUCCCGGCCGGAGACGGAGGAGGAGUUUCUGCGCCUGUGCCGGCUGAAGGAGAAAGAGCUGGAGGCCCUCCCGUGUCUCUACGCCAGCGUGGAGGCGGACAUGUGGGGCAGCGUGGAGGAGCUGCUCCGCGUCAUUAAAGACAAGAUCGGGGACGAGCAGCGCAAGACCGUCUGGGUGGACGAGGACCAGCUGUGAGGCGGGGGCACCGCUGAGUCCCAACGGGACUCGGGAGGGGGCUCCGAAUCCCGCGGGGCCACGCCGAGGGGCGAGGGGCGUCCUGCUGCCUAGACGGCCUGGGGGCUCAGUCCUCCCGUUGAGGGAGAAGGGAGACCCUCCAGGGAGCCCCCCGGGAGCAGAUGCUGGUCGGGAGGGAGCAGGGAGCGGUCCACUCCACCCAGGGCUGACCUGCUGAGUCGGCCAGCCCUGCAGGCGUGAGUCGGGAGACAGGACCCCACGAAGGACACAGAGCCAGGUCGGAGGCCAGCGGCCCCUGGAAGCCGGAACAGCAGUUGAAUGUCACACGUGGAAUAGGUGUGCUGCCCGUAGGGAGGGGACCUGAAAGCCAGGCAUCCCCCAGUCCUCGGGACACAGGAUAUGCGCAUUCCCAGGCAGAAGGGGAGGGGUGCCCUGCUGUUGUUUCUCGUGCAUUAAAAUUUCUCCAAUUCCUUGUUUUCAA